Messenger RNA from Phlebotomus argentipes, 4620 nucleotides. It is a transcript of the gene mib2, whose product is annotated as E3 ubiquitin-protein ligase MIB2. The transcript has 10 exons. The record is from RefSeq and is a predicted model, not a curated record. Gene Ontology annotation, biological process: protein ubiquitination. The coding region runs from base 360 to 3725 and encodes 1121 amino acids. NCBI's taxonomy places the organism in Eukaryota, Metazoa, Arthropoda, Insecta, Diptera, Psychodidae. Gene Ontology annotation, cellular component: cytoplasm. Gene Ontology annotation, molecular function: protein binding; zinc ion binding; ubiquitin-protein transferase activity.
UUAGUUGAGCGUAUGCGUUGUGAAUGGACGGAAUGCGGUCAGAAUUGUUGAAAAAAUAAGAGAAUACUUACACAAUUUGUACAUUUUCGCUCCAAAAUCCCUCCUCGGGAUGGUUAUUUAUUGGAAAAGUGUGUGAAACUCUAUGAAAUUGUGUGACUCUUUGAUGUGGCUUCCAGUGUCUCGUUCCGGAGGUGGAGUGUCAAGUGGCCAGGGAAACAUCAAAGUUUGAGUCAAAUUAUCCAACAAGUGAUUCUUUGUGGGUGUGAAUCACAAGGAAAAAGUGUCACCGACAUCCGCAGACGCUUUCUGACCCAGAUAAGUCGACAGAAGAAGUGACUUGAGAGAGAGAUAGGAGAAAAAUGCUGGCGGGAAUUCGCGUUGUUCGUGGACCGGAUUGGAUAUGGCAGAAUCAAGAUGGGGGUGAAGGACACGUGGGCACAGUGUGUGAAAUUGGACGAUCCGGUUCAGCUCAUUCGCCAGAGAAGACAGUCGUUGUAAAUUGGGAUUCUGGCCAUCGGACCAAUUACCGAGUUGGCUAUCAGGGUCAAUAUGAUUUAAUUAUUGUGGAUAAUGCGCAAAUUGGUGUAAAACAUCCAAAUAUUAUCUGCGAUGGAUGCUCAAAAGUUGGAAUAGCCGGCAUUCGAUUUCGCUGUGCUCAGUGCUCGAAUUUUGACUUAUGCUCUGCAUGCUAUGGCAGUGAUAUUCAUGAUUUGGAUCACUCAUUCAUCAGAUACCAGACAAGCAAUUCAGUCGGUGUCCGAUUGCCGCCACGUGAGAAUGCGGUGAAGAUCGAGCUGAAGGGGAUCUUCGUGGGUGCUAAGGUGGUACGAGGAGCUGACUGGGAGUGGGGAAUGCAGGACGGCGGCGAGGGCAAGACGGGACGUGUGAUGGAAAUCCGGGGCUGGGACAAUGAAUCGUGUCGCAGUGUGGCAAAUGUCUCGUGGGUCUCCGGAUCCAUUAAUGUCUAUCGACUGGGCCAUCAGGGCAAUGUGGAUCUGAAGUACUUGCAGCCGGCGAGUGGUGGAUGGUACUACAAGGAUCACAUGCCAGUGUUGGGUCAGAUAGAUGAGCAGAAGUCCACAACUGUGCCAGCACUCAAGACGACUUUCACCGUGGGCGAUCGCGUGAAAAUCUUCAUGGAGCUGGAGAUGCUGAAGAAGCUGCAGAAGGGACACGGUGGCUGGAAUCCCAGGAUGGCGCAUUUCAUCUCGAAAAUUGGCAUUGUGCAUAGAGUGACUGACAAGGGAGAUAUUCGUGUUCAGUAUGAUGGCUGCACAAAUCGAUGGACAAUCCAUCCGGCGGCCCUCGUGAAAGUGUAUAAUGUUGGUGAUCUAGUUACGAUAAUUAAUGAUAUGGCUCAAGUGAGGCAUCUGCAAAAGGGUCACGGCGAGUGGACCGACGCAAUGAAGCAUGCGCUCGGAAAGACGGGAAAGGUGAUUAAGGUGUACGAUGACGGCGAUUUGCGCAUCCAGGAGCUUGAUAACGGGCCCACGUGGACGCUGAAUCCCAAGUGUGUGCGUCUUGAGCGCUCCACUGGCGGUAAUGUUGCCGAGCGAUCUAAUAGUAUGAUGGAUUUGAGUCACCAGAGAAUCGACCAUGUCAUGCUGCCACUGUCCGGACUGUCGGGAUCAUCGGCCGUGGACAGAUUGGUGAGGGAUGCAGCACAAGGGAAGCUGGAAAGUGUUCAGUUCUAUCUCCACUCUCACCCUGAGCAAGUGGACGUGAUGUCGGGCGGGAAGACGUGCCUGCAAGUGGCUGCACACCAGGGCCACAUAAAUCUCGUCCGUUACCUCCUUUCUGUGGGCGCCAACGUGAAUAUGGUGGAUAAAGAGGGAGACUCCACACUCCACUAUGCCGCCUUUGGCAAUCAACCAGAAGUGAUGCGUGUCUUGCUGGAUCAUGGGGCCGACAUCAACAUCCUCAAUGUCACACACUGCUCGGCACUUCACAUUUCGGCGCACAAGAAGCCACCGCACUGUGUUAAGGUAUUGCUGGAGUUUGGAGCUGAUGUGAACAUCCAGGAUUCGUACGGUGACACAGCUCUGCAUGAUGCUAUUGGCAAGGAGAAUUCAGAGGUGGUGGAUUUGCUCUGCAACGCCCAGAAUCUCAAUUUGAACAUCCGCAAUAAGAGGGGCUUCAAUGCUCUUCAUCAUGCUGCCCUCAAGGGUAAUUCACACGGCAUCCUCAGGAUUCUACAGCUCGUCCGACAGACAAAUGUACAGUCAAUGGUGGACUUGGUGAAUCUGAAGAAAGAGGAUGGGUUCGCUCCGCUCCACCUUGCGGCCCUGAAUGGACACGCGAAAGUUGUGGAGGUGCUGGUGAAGGAUGGCCAAGCCCACAUUGACAUCCGCAAUAAUCGGCGUCAGACACCGUUCCUACUCGCCGUGUCGCAGGGUCAUGCUGCCGCCAUUGAGACUCUGAUCGAUUUGGGCUGUGAUAUUUUGGCAAAGGACGAGGAUGGCGACAAUGCAAUGCACCUGUGCAUCAUCAAAAAGUCCAAUUUGAUACAGGAGGUGCCUCAGCUGGAGGCGCCCAAGAUUUGGGACAUUUACCAGGAGUUGAGUCACAUUGCUGAGAAUAGACUCAUGUACACAAUUUUGUGCUUCCUGUCCAAGAUGGGGUGUCGCAGUGAACCGAAUUACAAGGGGACGCACUUCUUCGACUGGAUCACUGACAAGAACAUGAGAGACCUCAUUGGGAGCUACGAAGGCCAGAGGAGACAAAUUCCUGUGCCAGCCGAGAGGAAUCUCGCGGGUGGUUUCGAUGCUAAUCCCGAUCAAGUGUACUCCAAUGUCUCUCAGACUCUGUCAACGAGUGGUGGUGCCACUGACAACAGUCAAUGUAGCAACGAUCAGGUGGCCAGUGAGUCUUCUAGUCAGCCAACAGCGGCGGAGGGGGAUGUGGUCGUCCCGCCGAGCACCCCGGCACGUCGUCAUCGUGCUGGGAAUCGCGACACGUCGACGCCGAGUCCUCAGCUGGCCGCCCAGACGGAGCCGGAGGAGGCGGCGCCCCAUGUAGUGCCAAAGAGGAACAACACGGACGCCAGGAGUACGCCUCCGCUGCCGCCAAUGAAUCGCUUCCGAGCCGUGUCCCCGCCCGCGGGUCAUGACUUGCCAGGGACAUCUAACAAUCUGUCGGCUGCCGGCGGCACUGAGCCGGGCGUCGGGGCAGCUUUCCACAGCAAUCUCACUGUGGGCGACGCGGGACGCGCUUCGGCGGCAUCGCCCAGUCGCCUGGCGUCCAAUGCGUCGGGCUCCUCGACGUCCGGACGGCACGUGAGCCGGAAGCAGCUGAACAAUGCGGCGCCGACUCUCAAUGUGGCACCCGUGCCGCACACGGCCAAUCCGCAGGAGUGCAUCGUGUGCAAUGAAGUGACGGCACUGAUCAUCUUUGAUCCGUGCUCGCACCAGAUCAGCUGCGAGGAUUGCGGGCUGCGCAUGAAGAAGUGUCUGUCGUGUGGAGUGCUGAUUGAGCGACGGCUCACGUUCAACGGGCGACUCGUGACAACCAAAGACGCCGCGAGGCAACCGUCAGCGGACAGAUUGAGAUACCUGGAGAGCAAGAUUCUGGAGAUUGAGGAGACGCACUGCUGCAGCAUCUGCAUGGAGAGGAGGCGCAAUGUGGCCUUCCUGUGUGGCCACGGGGCCUGCUCGAAGUGCGCCGAUACUCUCAAGACGUGCCACAUGUGUCGCAAGACCAUUGUAAAGAAGAUUAACCUUUACUGAACGACAGGGUGGCGUGGAAUAUUUGCCAAGUACUACUCUUCCUGCAUUCAAUGACUAUAUAGGCAAUUUGUGUUUUCCGCACCUCCCAACUUUUACUGCCCAGAGAGAAACUUACAAAUACAGUGAGGUGUCAAUAGAUUUUUUUUUCUUACUUUCUGAUUGACAUAGACAGUGUAAUAGCAAUUUCUGAAAUAUGAUAUAUCUCUUUGUAAUCCGUGUAACAUUGAAGUAUAAACCAUAAGAUAAUUGAGAACAAUCACACUGACCACAAACUUUCUAUAACUGCGUAGUUUUUAUCUACUGGACCUUUUUCUUACUGCAAUAGUACACUUAUAGAUGAGAAAAAAAAGAGAAUUUAGCAGACAAAAUGCCCUUAUUUUCUUAAGAAUUCGGGAAAAAUACAGAUUUGUAGUGAAGAGAUUUGUCUAUUUUGUAUUGUGGAUUUAUAUGGGAUAAAGUGAGAAAUAAGAACGGCAAGAAUAAAGAUUCAAUUUACAGGAAAAUCCGCAAUAAAUGAUCCCCUGUCGUGAAGGAAUUAUAGUGAAGAAAAAAGUGAAAUAUUUAAAUGGAUUUACUCUUGUAGCUUACUUUCUUUUUAUGUACAUAAGGAAAGUAUAUCGUGAAUUAAAGUUUUCAUCACCUAGUUUGAAUUCAUAUCUUUUAAAUUAAAUAUCUUUUAAAGCUGUCUCUCUUAUAGUUGUGUUUAUUUCAAAAUGAUUUUGUGUGUUCCAUACAUUUUUAUUUAUUCUACUUCCCCAUGAAAUGUAACCAAUGAUAAAGAACAUAAUCAUGUUAAAAGUAUAUUACAAUUAAUAUUGUGUAACAAUUGUUCAUAGUUUAAUUUGUUAUGAGAAAUGCUGAUGAACUGUAUCAAAAUAUCAUGAAAAUAUAAUCA